AUGCAAUUGACCGAGUUCGCCGUCGAUUUCGCCCACGACACCGUGUACUUGGCACAGCACUUCCGCGAGUUCAUCAGUGUCAACGACUCGCUCAAGUAUGCCGUGUUCCUUAUCACGUUCAACCCGGUGUACUGGAACAUUGUUGCUCGUCUCGAAUACAAGACCCACUUCCUCACCAAGAUUUUCGGCGGGCUGGCCAAGCUUGGGUGCUACUUUUUAGCGUUCACCAUCUUCACCCUUGGUCUUUACCGUGACCACGUGUACAAUGCCGCCCUUGCUGAACAGCCCACUUACUGGCCCUACCUCGAAAACCCCGUGGUGACGGCGUUGGCAUUGGCGUUAUUUGGCUGGGGCUCGGUAUUGGUGGUGACGCUGAUGUGGGCAUUGGGCGUCACUGGUACCUACUUGGGCGACUACUUCGGCAUUUUGAUGAGCGAACGGGUCACUGGCUUCCCCUUUAACGUUAACGACAACCCCAUGUACAAUGGGUCCACUUUGUGCUUUUUGGGCACGGCGUUGUGGUACGCGAAGCCCGCUGGUAUUGCCGUGGCUGCCUAUGUGUUCAUCAUGUACCGGGUGGCUCUUUGGUUCGAAGAACCGUUCACCGCCAUGAUCUACCGCAACAAGGCGGCUCAAGACGCCAAGAAGGCGUCGUAA
Molecule: messenger RNA, 657 nt
Organism: Diutina rugosa
Lineage: Eukaryota; Fungi; Ascomycota; Pichiomycetes; Serinales; Debaryomycetaceae
Gene: OPI3
Product: bifunctional phosphatidyl-N-methylethanolamine N-methyltransferase/phosphatidyl-N-dimethylethanolamine N-methyltransferase
Exons: 1
Coding region: 1-657 (218 amino acids)
Biological process (GO): phosphatidylcholine biosynthetic process
Molecular function (GO): S-adenosylmethionine-dependent methyltransferase activity
Source: RefSeq, a predicted model, not a curated record